This is a messenger RNA of Metopolophium dirhodum (rose-grain aphid), 525 nucleotides long. RefSeq lists its product as uncharacterized. The record is from RefSeq and is a predicted model, not a curated record. Gene Ontology annotation, biological process: telomere maintenance; DNA repair. NCBI's taxonomy places the organism in Eukaryota, Metazoa, Arthropoda, Insecta, Hemiptera, Aphididae. Bases 1 to 525 code for a protein of 174 amino acids. The transcript has a single exon. Gene Ontology annotation, molecular function: DNA helicase activity.
AUGAAUCUUCUCACGGUUGACAGACCUACGUGCACAACGACCAAUAAUUCAGCGACAGCGAAAUUGAUGCGAGAAUGCAAAAUCAUCAUUUGGGAUGAAUGCACGAUGGCACAUAAACUAGCUUUGGAGGCAGUUGACCGAACGAUGAAGGAUUUACGAGGUGAUUCGAGACGAUUUGGUGGGGCAAUGAUAUUGCUCUCCGGAGAUUUUCGUCAAACACUUCCCGUCAUUCCGAAAUUUACUGCUGCCGAUAAAAUUAAUGCAUGCCUGAAAUCGUCGUUUUUGUGGCGGCAUGUCAAGAAGUUGAAAUUGACCACGAACAUGAGAGUUGCGUUGCAAAACGACCCAUCGGCUGCUGAAUUCUCGAGACAACUGCUGGCGCUUGGUAAUGGACACAUUCCGAUUGAUGUUUUGACUGGAUUAAUAUCGUUUCCGGCAAAUUUUUGUGAGUUCACAUCGUCGAAGGAAGAACUCAUUACAAAAUUGUUCCCAAGCAUUGAGGUCAAUUAUAACAAUCUUGAUUAA